AACAUUAAAAAUCAGGAACGUGACGGGUAAUGGUGAGCCAUGUUGGGUACAAGGACAACCAGGAGCAUUUGACUGCCAAGGAUCAUGCAUUUGCCGGUGCUGUUAGCGGGUUUCUUACUCGGGGCUUUCUACAGCCUUUGGAUGUUCUUAAAAUUCGAUUUCAGUUACAAGUGGAGUCGACAUUACGACGUGGUGGUGGUCUUUACCAUGGAGUCAUACAGAGUGCUGUCGUAAUAGUGCGCAGUGAGGGCCUAACUGCUCUCUGGAAGGGACAUGUACCUGCCCAAGCCCUGAGUAUCUGCUUUGGAGUAGCACAGUUCUGGAGCUAUGCAGUUCUGACCAAAACAGCUAAUGAACAUGGCAUUGGCGAGAGAUACUCAAUUCAUGGGGUGUGUGGAGCAUUGGCGGGAACAUGUGGCACACUUGCAUCUUUUCCAUGUGACAUUGUACGGACGAGACUCAUCGCACAGGGAACUCCCAAGCGCUACAAUGGGAUGGUGGAUGCCUGGAGAAAGCUGUUACAUCAAGAAGGAAUACUGAGUCUUUGGCGAGGCUUGGUGCCCACCUUGGCCAUGACUGCUCCAUACACUGGUCUUACCUUUUAUUUCUACAAUGCUUUCUUCAUUUUAGCUUCCAAGAGCUUUGGAGAUGGUGGUGAGGUGCCAUGGUUAAGCUCAAGUGCAGUUAGUGGGGUAGCAUCUGGAGUGUGUGCCAAGGUGUGCAUCUACCCUCUGGAUGUGCUCAAGAAGAGGAUACAAAUUCGGGGCUUUGAGGAAGCCCGCAGGCAGUUUGGCAAGGUGGUUGUGUACCCGAAUGCUUGGAAAUGUAUCGUGCAAAUGUGGAAGGAAGAGGGUAUCUUAGGCUGUUAUAAGGGGUUGUGGCCAUCCAUGUUGAAAAGUGGAUGUGCUUCAGGAAGUAUAUUUAUAACAUAUGAAGCUACUUGCCAUUUUCUUGCUCAUAUUCAUAGUAGUAGAGAGAACAAUGAUAUAAGAUAGUAUAAAAUUAAAUAUUGUAGUUUAUGCCUUUCCCAGCUACUACCUAAUGUGCAAGUGAUAAUGCAUUAAAUUAUAUGCCUGCAAACAAUUCGUUUUGGUAUGGAAAUGCUCUGGUUUCUGUGCUGUAAAAAAUAACCUUGAUAUCAAGUUUGGAGUUUCCUUAUAAUUGUAUAAAACAGGUUUGAAUAAGCUUUCUUUGCAGAUGUCAUGUGAUGUUCACUGGACUGUAUGGUACACUGAAUGAGAAUAACUAUCCCAGUCUACACAAAAGUGAGGGAAUGCAAAAUUAAUGCAUUGUUUGGGGGAUACUAAAGAAAUGUUGUAAAUAUUGUAAAUAGAGGGUAAUUCAUCAAAAAAAAA
Molecule: messenger RNA, 1355 nt
Organism: Cherax quadricarinatus
Lineage: Eukaryota; Metazoa; Arthropoda; Malacostraca; Decapoda; Parastacidae
Source: RefSeq, a predicted model, not a curated record